This is a messenger RNA of Oryza sativa Japonica Group (Japanese rice), 2635 nucleotides long. RefSeq names its product pentatricopeptide repeat-containing protein At2g37320. Gene Ontology annotation, molecular function: protein binding. The record is from RefSeq and is a predicted model, not a curated record. Lineage: Eukaryota; Viridiplantae; Streptophyta; Magnoliopsida; Poales; Poaceae.
GCCAAGGCAGUGAGCUCCCCGUGCGGCGGCGCAAGAGGUGAGCGGCGCGGGGGAGGCGGCGAGGUAACGACGAGCUGCGCAGCGGAGCGCGCUCUGGCGAGGCAGCAGGCGGAAGCGUGCGGCGCGGCGGCGGGCGGCGGCAGGUAGCAGGCGAAGCGCGCGGCGCCGCGAGCGCGAGCAGCCGAGCAGGUGCAGCAGCAGGCCAGCGGCGGCGGCGGAGGCUGCAGGCCGGUGCUGGCGACGCCACGGGAGCACGCGAGCAAGAGGCAGGACCAGGCGAGCAACAGGCAGGCAGCAGCUGGCCAACGGCUGCAAAAUAACUAAACAAGCGAGCAAGAUUGAUCCCAAGGUGCGGGUGCAGAUUAUCUUCCAAACAUGUUUGGGGCUCUACUGGGACUCCAUGGCACAUGUUAAGUGCUCUGGAUCGCUUGCUAUUUUCUGCUCCUCAAUCGUGCUCAUUGGCUCACACAUGGACGGCUUCAGUUAUGCACAACCGUCUUGUACGUGGCUGUUUCAGCAGUUUUUCAGCAGCAGCAGCAUCGGCUAUUCGUGUACCUGUUGCAAGCUAUGGGACUUCUGCAGCACAAAGCACAUCAAAGGACCAGCAUGGCAGCAACAUCAACAGUGCGCUAAAAGUUUUGAAUCUUGUACCAAGAAAGGCUGACUAUGACAAAGUGGGAGGUCCAUGCCAUCACCAACUAAUCCAUGACUGCAUGAAUGACAUCUUGGGGGUUCAAUCAAAUCAUACUAUACACAAGGGAAAUGGUGUCACUUUUAACUCAUGCAGCAAUCCUGCACAGGCUAAAUUUGAUAGCUUUGUUUCAAAUAAUGGCUCGGCUUUGCGUUCCAGGACUAGAUUCAUAAAGGAGGACAUGUUUAUGCUGAUAAUGGAGCUGCACAGGAAAGGAGAAACCAGUACAGAUCAAUCUAUUUUGGCAGCUGCCAUGAGUUCCUGUGCUGAUAGGCAAAUGUUCACCCAAGGCACACAGCUUCAUGGUCUAUUGGUUAAAGUUGGCUGUGAUUCAACUGUCUUUAUUGGCAGCUCACUUAUCACCUUAUAUUCGAGGUGUAGCCAGUUGGAAAGUUCGUACUUGGUUUUCCAGACCAUGCCAACCAAAAACACAGUGUCAUGGACAGCAAUGAUUUCUGGUUUUGCGCUACAUAAUCGGGUUGAACCAUGUCUCCAUUUGUUUGCGUCAAUGAGGCUUUCAAGUUGCAAGCCAAAUGACAUCACAUUUGCCACUCUUUUUAGUGUGUGCACUAACCACGCACUUCUAGCACUUGGUAAAAGUGUUCAUGCUUUACAAAUGAGAAUGGGUUUCCAUUCAUAUGUGCAUGUUUCCAAUGCCCUGCUGUCCAUGUAUGCAAAGUGUGGGUGCAUAGAUGAAGCCCAGUCCAUAUUUGGCUUCAUUGCCUGUAAAGACCUUGUUUCGUGGAAUGCCAUGAUCUUUGGAUGUUCGCAGUAUGGCCUUGCUAAGCAUUGCCUUGACUUGCUGAAAGAAAUGGAGAGGCAACACAUAGUACCAGAUGCUCUCUCCUUCCUUGGUGUCCUUUCUUCAUGCCGGCAUGCACGCCUUGUGGAGGAAGGCCGACACUGCUUCAAGACAAUGAUUGAACAUGGAAUAAAACCAGGGCUCGAUCACUACUCAUGUAUGGUCGACCUUCUUGGGCGCGCAGGAUUGCUUGAAGAAGCGUGGGAUUUGAUCCAAACAAUGUCUAUCCCUCCAAAUGCCGUCAUAUGGGGCUCUCUGCUGGGUUCCUGUAGGGUGCAUGGGAACAUUUCGAUCGGCAUCCAGGCUGCAGAGCACCGUCUUAAACUUGAGCCAGGUUGUGCUGCAACUCAUAUACAACUAGCAAAUCUGUAUGCCACAAUUGGUUGCUGGAGUGAUGUGGCCAGAGUGAGGAUGGCAAUGAAGGCGAGAGGCCUAAAGACGAACAUUGGGUGUAGCUGGAUAGAAGUCGGUGAUAAGGUUUAUUCCUUCACGGCAGAGAACAGAUCAAAGAGCCACCAAGUAAACAAUGUCCUGGCUAUUCUUGAUUGCUUGCAAGCUCACAUGGAAUGCAAGUAUGAUAUGCUUACAGAAAGCCUGGAGUAGUGGAGUGUGAUGGCUGUGAACAUGUCAAGACGACUAUAAACACUGUAUAUAUUAAGAGGAAUCCUAAAGAAGAUCCAUUGAUGCCAUUAUAACACCUAAACAUUAUGUGUAUGGACUGAUUGGUAUAAAGAUCUGUAUGGAUUGACAAGAUUCACGACCAACAAGACAUACAGCCUGUUGUGGCGGAUGGUGAUGGAAGGCCUGCUUUCCAGCUUGAAGGAAAGAACUGAAGGAUUGAAGGUUAAGCGGCAUAAACUUGUCAUAGCACAUCUCAUGUGUCUGAUAACAUAAUGCGUUGAUGUGUCAUAUGUGCAAUCAGCGAUCUUGUACUGCUUAAUUACAAUGGUUAGAAAUGUAGCUCUUGACAAAGUAAUGAUUCAGGAGUUCUGAUAAUUGAGAAAACAAGACAGCAUCGUCUAAAUGUCAGCCGAUGGCUUCUCUGACUGAUGAGUAUCAACAAUUUUCAUGGAAACGAAUAGGAUUACAGGAGUGUCAACGAAUAUGAUAUUUGCGGGGAAAUUGAAGAAAGUUUUUAACAA